Molecule: messenger RNA, 3319 nt
Organism: Cyprinodon variegatus (sheepshead minnow)
Lineage: Eukaryota; Metazoa; Chordata; Actinopteri; Cyprinodontiformes; Cyprinodontidae
Gene: trip6
Product: thyroid receptor-interacting protein 6-like
Exons: 11
Coding region: 188-1894 (568 amino acids)
Biological process (GO): cell-cell adhesion
Cellular component (GO): focal adhesion; stress fiber
Source: RefSeq, a predicted model, not a curated record
GCUGCUAAAGGCCUUCUGAUCCCUGAUAAAGUAGGUUAACGACGCUUUAGCAAACACAGAGGCUUUUCCGGGUAACUUUCACUAACCUGUGAAGGUUCAAAUGGAGGUGUUGGUCGUGUUUGUGUCGCUGGCUUCGGGGCGAUGAAACCAGGAGAAGAAGGACUGUGAAGUUACUAAGAAUCCUGCCAUGUCCAGUCCCACCUGGCUGCCGCCGAGGACUCUAGACAGCCAGGAUCGAUCCGUCCCCCAGAUGUCUCACUCCGCAGGGCCUCCCAUAUACCAAACCGUCAACAAGAAAGGUGGCCCUGACUUCCGGGGGCCAAAAUAUGCUCCUUACGACCAGAAUGGAGCAGGGGGAAUGGCGAAUAGGUACAUGGCAACUGGACCCACAGGUGGGCCCAUUCAUCAUUCAUCAAAUGAUCACUAUUAUCCUCCCCAUCAUGGCCACAAAGAGGAUCGAAGCUGGAGCUCUCACCUGGACAGCUAUGAUAUGAUGCAUCGUGGUCCUGAGAAAAGCACCAACUACCACUCCAAGAUCGAUGCCGAUAUCGACUCCCUCACCAGUAUGCUGGCUGACCUGGACAGCCACCCCCAGGACUCCGCCAACCAGCUCUAUGACAACGUGCCUUACAACAAGUACAUCUCAGGGGAUCACUACAAGUCUGCACACCAGAGCGCAGCCCCGACUCAGGGUCGGCCGUCCAUGGGCUACAGCUCUCACCCCCAGAGUCAGUACCACCCAGCCCCUCCGUAUCCUAGCGAGCACCAGACCCCCCAGUACUCCCACCAACAGGACUUCUACUCCACUUCCACCCCUAAGCCCUACCCGCAGCCCGUCCCAGCCUCCUACACCACCGCCUCCACUCCCACUGGGCCCCGGUUCAGCGUACAGGUCAAGACGGCGCAGCCCGUCACCUACUCUCAGACGGGGAGGCAGGCGGAGCAGGCCUACACCCCUCCCCCUCCUCGUCAGCACGUGUCUCGGCCCCCGGCCCAGAACCAGGCGGGUCCACAGGGCUGGUACCCUCCACACCCCAACUCGCAGGUUCAGGAGCUGCACUCCGAGGGAGGCUACAAGGGCAACAACCCUGGAGCUGGAGGGAGAGUUAACCAGGUUCCUCUGUCUAAGAGAGGGAUAGAAAAGACCCAGACAGCUCAGACGUCAGCGCAGACGCCUUCUUAUCAGUCCAGCAAGCUGGGGGCGGCAACAACAAGACCUGAGGAGGAGCUGGAGCGGCUGACCAAGAAGCUGGUUUAUGACAUGAACCAUCCGCCUGCAGAGGACUAUUUCGGUCGCUGCGCGCGCUGCGGGGAUAACGUGGUGGGCGAUGGCAGUGGCUGCAUCGCAAUGGAGCAGGUUUUCCACGUAGAGUGUUUCACAUGCAUCACCUGCCACGCCCGACUGCGAGGGCAACCAUUCUACGCCCUGGAUAAGAAGAGUUACUGUGAGAGCUGUUACAUUAGCACUUUGGAGCGCUGCUCUAAAUGCUCCAAGCCCAUCCUGGACCGGAUCCUGCGGGCCAUGGGGAAAGCCUACCACCCUCGCUGCUUCACCUGCGUGGUCUGUAACUGCUGCUUGGACGGGGUGCCGUUCACCGUGGACGCCACGUCUCAGAUACACUGCAUAGACGACUUUCACAGGAAGUACGCCCCUCGCUGCUCGGUAUGUGGAGAGCCAAUCAUGCCAGAACCGGGCCAGGAGGAGACCGUCAGGAUUGUAGCUCUUGACCGCAGCUUCCACGUUCACUGUUAUGUUUGUGAGGAAUGCGGCCUGCUGCUGUCGUCUGAAGGCGAAGGUCGAGGUUGUUACCCGCUGGAUGGACACAUCCUGUGUAAGAGCUGCAGCGCCCGCCGCAUCCAGGACCUCUCGGCCAAAAUCUCCACCGACUGCUAGCAGAUCUCCUCCUCUUCCUGGUUUCUGCCUCCCUAAUCUUCAGAGAUCCAACCCCCCCAGGCAGCACAUUAAUAACGGCACGAACAAUCCUUAUCAUUUCCCCCUCAUUUGUUGUUGUCUGCAUCACUCUGCCACUCUUUUGUUGAUAUUGUUGUUUUUGGUGCACUAUUAAUCAUGUUUAGCUCAGAUUAGUACGACUGUAGCCUGAUCUGCAGGCAGCUUGGGCUCCACUUUCCCUUCGGUACUGAUUAUAUCUUUAGGAAAAAAACCUGUUGGGACAGCACAGUUUCAGCUCACACCUAUUGUCUAAACAUAUUUCAAACACGGGGAAAAGAAGAAAAAAAAAAAAUCUAUUUUUGUAAAACACUAUCAAAGAACUGAACUGCCUCACAGUUUGCAUACAAGAGCACAGAAUCAACAUAAUACUGUGAUUGUAAAUACGGUGCUGGUUUGGUUUGUAAGCCUUUAGAUCAAAGGAACGUCCUGUGAAAUAACCUCGACAUUUAGACGUGAAGAAUGUGCCGUUAAAACAACCAGUUUUUACUCCUUUAGCUUGUAUUAAACACUCUAGCAUUAGGUCCUUUUUGCCCUUUAGCUUCUAAAUCCGUCGGUCAGAUAUAAUGCUUUGAUUUUUGCUUGUAUUUGGUGUUUGUUACGUUCGAACUGCAGGCGCAAAGAGAAAUGAAUACGAGACUCACAAGGUCAUAGAUGUAUCAUUAAUCUGAUCCUACAGAAAUAUUAGAAUCAUGUCCGUUCUAUAGUGGCUGAUUGAUGUAGGAUUGAAUGCGCGUUUAAAGUGGGUUGGUUGCGUUCAUAGUUGCACUCAUGCUGUCAGAGUUCAGGCUCUGCAGCGACAGUAUUAAUCGCGGCCCAAAAGCUCCCACACAGGCUCUGAAGGGAAGAUAAAGAGCGGAGCCUGUAGCCUUGGUUUAUAGAAACUGAGGUUUCAUUGUUAAACAUGUCCUUUAUAAACAUUUUAAAUGAAAAUAAGCAACAAAAAGCAAUACCUAUCCUACUGUUGCUGUUGUCUGUUACAUCUAUUUUAUUUGAUGUUCAGAUCAGAAAUCUUUAAACAUGAGCUGAGUCUUUUUUUUUUCAUGUUUCAAAUAAACUUAUUCAGAAGGAUCCACCUUUUGCCAUUCUGUUGUGUUAAUGGAGGCAGGCUAAAACAGUACGGAGGUCUGCACAGGUCGUUAGCCUGCUAUAAUAACAGUGAUGGCUGGCGCUCCCAUUUCCACAGCAGGACUUCUGUUUGUGUUUCACGAUUGAAAAUCCUUCACUGUAACCAAUUUACUCUGUUUUUUGUUGUUGAUUUAGGGAAAAAAAAUAUCUGCAACAACAAGUGGGGGAGGGGCAAAGCUGCUUAACUCUAUGGUCAAUUUAAUCAGAGAAAAACUGAAUUUACUCUGGUAAAUUAUUUCUCAU